AUGGAUGAUGGCACCUUCGGCAUAUUCUCAUACCUAGUUAACCUGUUUUCGUACCUACAUCAAUCACUCCUAAACCUCAUAUUGCAGCCUUUCGGCUUUUUCUCCUGCAUAAUCUCCCUUUUCAUAGAGAACAUCUCAUCUGCAAGCCCAAGUCUGGACGGCCUCGAAUCUAAUAACACUUCCAACUUGCCAAAAGACCCCCCAACAUGUGAAACGUACACGGUGCGUCUACAACCUCAGCAUGAUUUGGAUACCUUAGGAGUCGGAGCGUCUGGCCAAGUCUACACUGAUGGAGACCAAAUUGUUCUUAAGACUUGUCGAAUUUUCGCACCACCUAGCACUGAUGCCUCUCGAAGCGACCUUUGGCAUUAUGCUUCGGAUACACUGUUUCUUUUCAAUUUAUUGAAAGAUGAGCGAACCGUCUUGCAAUUGCAGCAAAACAACCCACAUCCCCACAUUAUAAAAGCUACCAAUACCAAUCAGCCAGAGGGGACUAUAUCUCCGCAAAUAUCGACGCCUACCUCUAGCCGCAUCAGGUUGUACCACGAUAUUGCCGAUGCUCUACGCCACCUCCACAGCCUCGGUAUUGUACACGCAGAUGUAAGGGUUGGUAAUGUGCUUUUUGAUGACUGUCUUUCGGUCAUUCAUUGUGAUUUCAGCGCCGCUAGCCCUUGCGGCCAACCAAACCUAGUCUUUCCAGAUCUCCCACUUCUGGUUAAUGGUCCCUCGCCUGUUUUGUCCGGCAAGUCCGAUACGUUUGCACUAGUUCGCUCAUGUUUCACUUGGAGCACGGAUUCACACCUGAAUUGUCACUCGAGAACGGCAGACUGA
Penicillium subrubescens is the source of this 831-nucleotide messenger RNA. RefSeq lists its product as uncharacterized. The transcript has 3 exons. The record is from RefSeq and is a predicted model, not a curated record. The coding region runs from base 1 to 831 and encodes 276 amino acids. Gene Ontology annotation, molecular function: protein kinase activity; ATP binding. Gene Ontology annotation, biological process: protein phosphorylation. NCBI's taxonomy places the organism in Eukaryota, Fungi, Ascomycota, Eurotiomycetes, Eurotiales, Aspergillaceae.